Loa loa (African eye worm) is the source of this 223-nucleotide messenger RNA. RefSeq lists its product as hypothetical. The annotation marks the transcript as partial. NCBI's taxonomy places the organism in Eukaryota, Metazoa, Nematoda, Chromadorea, Rhabditida, Onchocercidae. The record is from RefSeq and is a predicted model, not a curated record. The transcript has a single exon.
CUUGUUGCAAAUUUCGAUUAUUAGCAGACGAAGAGGACAUAUUCUAAAUAUGCACAAAUCACCCAUCUUCAUUUCUCGAUAUUACAAGACCAAAUCAAAGCCGAUGCUAGGUUUACCCUUUUCUUUCGCUCUUCCUGAUCUUACUUUCAAUCUCGAAACAGUUUCAUAUCAUGAAUGGCGAACAUAUAGCUUCUGGCUCGGCAUUCCAACUCAUGCCGACUAA